Messenger RNA from Hylaeus anthracinus, 1740 nucleotides. RefSeq names its product cytochrome P450 9e2-like. The transcript has 2 exons. The record is from RefSeq and is a predicted model, not a curated record. Gene Ontology annotation, molecular function: heme binding; oxidoreductase activity, acting on paired donors, with incorporation or reduction of molecular oxygen; monooxygenase activity. The coding region runs from base 64 to 1602 and encodes 512 amino acids. NCBI's taxonomy places the organism in Eukaryota, Metazoa, Arthropoda, Insecta, Hymenoptera, Colletidae.
AUUAAUUCCUGGGAAUCCUCGAUAAACUUAGUAAACUAGGUGUUUACUCUAUUCGAAAUCAGCAUGGACCCGUUCGCGACGACUCUAAUCCUCGUGGCAGUGUUUCUGCUCCUCUAUCGGUAUCUAUGGAAGCCAAUGAAUUACUUCAAGCAACUGGGAAUCCCUCACGCACCUUGGAUCCCAAUCCUAGGCCACAUUGGGCCUGUCCUCUUUCGGUGUAGCUUCCUCGGAGAGCACGCGCAGAAAAUGUACAAUCGCUUCCCAGACGCUAAAUACUUUGGAUUCUACAUAUUCACCACUCCUGUGAUAAUUCUCCGUGAUCCUGAACUGAUUACAUUGAUCGCUAUCAAGGAGUUCGACAGUUUCACCGACCACCUCAGCAUGGGAAACGAGGACAUGGACCCUUUAAUGGGGAAGACGUUGUUCUUCCUUCGAGGCGACAGCUGGCGAGAAAUGAGGAAGCUGUUGAGCCCAGCCUUCAGCGCCGCCAAGAUGAAGAUCAUGUUCAACCUGAUCACCGACUGCGCGGACAGCUUCACCAAACAUAUAGCCGAGGAAUCCAAAGAUGGGAAAGUGUACCAUUUGGAAGACACCUUUGGUCGAUACGGUACCGACAUGAUCGCAACGUCCUGCUUUGGAAUCAGCGUCGACUCCAUGAAGAACCCCAACAACGAGUUCAAUGUAUUCGCUAAGCAGCUGAUAGAUUUCCCGUUUCUCAAGGUGCUGAAAGUAUUGAUUGGCAGACACUUUCCAAGUGUGGCGAGACUCCUCGGGAUCAAAGUAUUUGACGACCAAACUCGUAGCUACUUUACUCGAGUCAUUACCGAGACUGUUAAUAUGAGGAAGGAGAAGGGUAUCUACCGUCCAGACAUGAUUCAACUGAUGAUGGAGUCUGGGGACACGAGCGGGAAGGAGCUAACGAUCGACGAAAUGACGAACCAGGCUUUCAGCUUCUUCCAGGCUGGCUAUGGGACAUCCUCCACUGUCCUAUCGUUUGUUGUUUACGAACUCGCCGUGAACCCAGAGAUUCAGGCCAGAUUGAGAGCAGAAAUCGAGGAAAUUGCGAGGAAAACAGAUGGAAGACCGACUUAUGAUGCUAUCAAAGGCAUGGCGUACUUGGACGCGGUGCUAAACGAAACUGCCAGACUGUACCCUGUGACGACAGUUCUGGAUCGCGUGUGCGUGAAAGAGUUCGAAUUCCCACCAGCCAUGUUCGAUUCGAAACCUGUCACGAUCAAACCUGGUACCAUGAUAGGUUUCAUGCCGUUUGCAACUCAACGCGACCCAAAGUACUUUCCAGAUCCGCUCAGAUUCGACCCUGAUCGAUUUUUGAGCGGUGAAAUACCCCAAAAACACUUCUUUCCCUUUGGAUUGGGACCUAGAAUUUGUAUUGGAAAUAGAUUCGCUAUGAUGGUGCUGAAAAUUGCAUUGUUUUAUCUUUUAUUGCGCUGCGACUUCGAGCCUUGCGCUCAGACGACGAUCCCCAUGAGAUUCAGCAAGAAGAGCGUUUUACUGGCUGCUGAGAAUGGAUUCUGGUUAAAUUUCAAGACCAGGGAAAACAAAACUGUGUUGCGAACGAAUGACGCCAAUGGCGAAUUUUAGGGUGGGUCCUGGGCACUUCUGAAAUUGUACAUAUUAUUUGGUACGUUAUUUCGAAUAACGCGUUAUUUUAUUUUAUAAUUAUUUUACCUGUGUUCACUUUUGUAAUAGUACUUUUUGGAAUAUACUUUCUGCCUUGCA